This is a messenger RNA of Mya arenaria, 2204 nucleotides long. RefSeq lists its product as uncharacterized. The transcript is spliced from 2 exons. NCBI's taxonomy places the organism in Eukaryota, Metazoa, Mollusca, Bivalvia, Myida, Myidae. The record is from RefSeq and is a predicted model, not a curated record. The coding region runs from base 35 to 1042 and encodes 335 amino acids.
AAAGCAAUAAAUCAAACAUGUACGAAAAAGUUAGAUGCAAAAUUCGUAUAUUUUAUUGCAAUUCCAUGUGCGGUUAUUGAUACUAUUCAGCUGUAGUAAGCUGAGAAUGUGCGAUUCUAUUGACAUAAGUGAGUGGAUUUACAAAUACAGAAGUAACAUUGUACGAUUCCUGGUGUCGCUAAGGGAUGUCGGGAAAGAAACGUGUUACGAAAUCCAAGAUAUUCUUGACCCAAACCGAACUAGGGACAAGAAAAGGCAGCACCUCGCUGUGGCAUUGGUUUGUUCGAGAGAAAUUGAAAACGAGAAUCAUUCCAUUCUAGAAGAAUUCACUAAGUAUCUUCAUUCGGGUGUCUUUCACAUUGGUCACGAUAGAUUGGUACAAAAGGACAGAAUGGCUGUCGUCAUGAACAGUACGAGAAGAUUCCAUUUUACCCAUGGUGAAUGUCGCAUCUUUGACCCUCAAAGACAUUUCCUUUAUGAAAUCAUUGACGAAGGACAUAGAAAAGCUGGUAUAAACGAGUCUGUCAAACGGUCCAGUAAAACCAUCUACGUGAACGAUUCUGCUAAGGGGACAUUAGGACAAAUGCAUGCAAGUCUUAAAAAGACACACACGGCCCAAGACGGCUGUAUACACCUUUAUGUUUUAUUUUCACACUAUGUGCCAUGUGACAUUGACUUCCACGAGUGUUCUUCCAUACUUGACAAGUUUGUAAGUUCUGAUAAACAAAAUCUUAUUAUCGGAUAUGAGGCUGCUUUUGAAUUUACAAACGAGAAACGUUCUCUCGAAAUUCUUGAUCAAAACGAAAACAUUUUCAUUGUCAAGCCAAAAGCAAUAUUCAAAGAAAUUCGUUCACAGAUGGAAACUUUCUUCCAUUGCGCGAACCAAACUACAUACAGAGAAGACGAGAAAAACAAAGAAUAUUUCAAGUCGAAUGGUCUCAUUAGUAAACGAAAUAAAUUAUUUACGCAACCCGAAGCUAAAGUUGUUUCGAGGCGGAAGCGACAUACGUUAAAGAGGAACUAUUUUUAUGAUACAGUGUAAUAGUCUUACGCAUACGCCCUGUUCUGCAAACGUUGACGUCAAUAGCCGUGAUAUCGAGAAUGUUUGUUUACAGUUGAAACUAAUACACGCAUCAUUUAUAUCGGCUUUUGUUCCAACAAAAUUUUAUUUCGUACGUUAAAUGUGAUUGUUAUCUUCAUGCGAACAUAAACUAUGCAUACUGUCUACUAUGUAUGGUGUGAAUCCUUUGCCAUAAAUCGAACCGUGUGGUGUAUACUUAUCAGACUAGAGGUAAAUGUGAAAGCAAAAGUAAGGUUGUACCAGAGAUGUUGCGUUCAGAUUUACAACUGAAGGCUUUCAAAAAACAUUAUCCAGUAUCCAGUGGCUGGGAUAAAAAUAGAACAAUGUUACCAUAAUGUUAAAGAACGUUCUACAACGGUAUCUAGAAGCACCUUAAUAUGCAGUGCAGUUAAAGGCAUAGUUUAAGCCUUCUAUAAGUGACCCAUCCCUCCUCCCCCAAAACAACACGAAAAUAACAAAACAAAACAAAAAAUGUGUACAGUACACAACCUCUGUUUACUGAUCUUAAUAUUCUUGUCUUGAUUCCUCUUAUCAGAUCUUUGACCUGAGUUGAGGUAAAUACGGUGGCAUGGAGGUGUGAUACGUUUUUUAUCUGGUUAAAGCGACUUACGUUUCUCGUCAAAACGACUAUGAAACUCGUUAACGACAUACUAACUCGUUUUAACGACUUUCGUAUCUCAGUGAAACGACUUAAUAUCUCAUUAAGGGAUGUCUUGUGUAUCUCGAUAAACGACAUACUAUUUGCCAAUCAGAAUAGCCUAAUACAUGUAUCUACAUAACUAUCGAUGAAGAUCAUCCCUGGUCUCAGCAAAGUUUACAAUGUAGCGAGUUCGAGUAAUUUUAUUACGUGGUUCGGACUGGCAAAUGUUGGGAGGUUUUUCGCAUAUGGACAAACAUUUCCCGCCUUAAAGCGGAGAGUUCUUCCCAUAUUUAGUUGUUCUUACUGAUGGCAUUUCUAUACAGUUUUCAUAUCUGAUAUUAAAAUUACAUGUCUGAAAAGCUACAAGGUUUUGAGCAUAUUCUGGUGAGAUACCGUACAGACAUUUGUAAGUUUCAAUAGCGAUGCAUCUAUCUGCUAAAAUGUAAUGUUGGCUAUUGAACUCUUUGAAGAGAUUUUCAUAAG